Molecule: messenger RNA, 832 nt
Organism: Misgurnus anguillicaudatus (oriental weatherfish)
Lineage: Eukaryota; Metazoa; Chordata; Actinopteri; Cypriniformes; Cobitidae
Source: RefSeq, a predicted model, not a curated record
AUGGGAGAGAUUAUUUAUAAUAAUGUGGUCAGCACUGAGUCUGAGGGAAUGAACAGAGAGAGAAUGGAGAUGAUGGUGGAUAUCUAUGAAUGUGCAGAUUCUGUGAGAGAUCACGACUUCAACACAGAAACAAACACACAUCAACAACAUCAGCAGCGUACAGUCAUAGUGCUGUGUGUCCUGAUCAAUACAAAAAAUCAACAGUUUAACAUCAAGAGCAAAAACAUCACAGAAGAGAGAGACCAGCUACUAACUAAAUAUACCAACAUCAUAGAAGAGAGAAACCAGCUACUAACCAACAACACCAACAUCACAGAAGAGAGAGAUGAAUUAAUAGCCAAGUAUAUGGUUGUUUCUACAGCUAGAUGGAUUUACUAUCAAUCCAGUUUGUACUUCAUUUCAUCUGAGGAGAAGAGCUGGACUGAGAGCAGAAGAUACUGUAGAGAGAGAAGAGCAGAUCUGAUCAUCAUUAACAACAAAGAGGAACAAGAUUUUAUUCAGAAGAAUUCUGGUAAUGACAAACUCUGGAUUGGUUUGACUGACAUUGCUGUAGAGGGCAGAUGGAAAUGGAUUAAUGGCAACACACUGAACUCUGGUUUCAGAUUCUGGGCGUCUAAAGAACCCAAUGGAGGUAAAGGAGAGAACUGUGUUGUGUCUUCCUCCUCAGGGUGGUCUGAUUACCCCUGUACUGAUACUUUUAAAUGGAUUUGUGAGAGAGCACAGUAGCAACUUUCUUUAGACAUUUGUUUUACAUGUAGUUCUAAACGUAGGUACAGGAGGAGCCUAACCAUUCAGGCCUGUCAAUCAUCAUUAUGAGCCUAUAUAAGGCAGC